This is a messenger RNA of Hymenoscyphus albidus, 526 nucleotides long. NCBI's taxonomy places the organism in Eukaryota, Fungi, Ascomycota, Leotiomycetes, Helotiales, Helotiaceae. The record is from the annotation of a GenBank genome assembly.
AUGCAAACAAGAGUUUGGAUGCAUGCAUCAGAAGAAUCCUCGAAGGUCGAUACGAAGUCUGGAAUCUUGGGUGUGAAGAAAGUGAUGAGAAGAGACCUCUGCAGAAUUCGAGACCGUCAGAUGCAGAUGCAGAUGCAGAUGCAAAGCGGUACGGUGUGUUGUGUGUCCUUCGUAAAUUUGCGAUGAAUCCUACCCCCUAUCUACGAAGUAUACGCGGCAGUUCGCCCAUCAACCCCCUCCCUAUACCACCCCCUCCCCAUAAAAGAGCCAGGUCUUCGUCCCAAACUCCCCAAUGAUUGGACCUUUCAUCCCAUCUCGAUUUCUCGAGAUUCGAAAGAACUGGGUAACCACGGGCAGUGCAGGGGAUCCAGGCUGUGGACCAAAGCACCCGCAGCAAAGAGUGGGUAUUUUCCAGGGAACAAGGGGAUUCCGGAUCCAUUGGGGACCUGGGAAAUCUUCGCUAUCCGCCUUGUUAUUUUAUCUUCAGGGGGAUGAGGCGGAGUUUGGGUGUGCCUAUGGUUUUUGA